Cuscuta europaea is the source of this 1644-nucleotide messenger RNA. The record is from the annotation of a GenBank genome assembly. NCBI's taxonomy places the organism in Eukaryota, Viridiplantae, Streptophyta, Magnoliopsida, Solanales, Convolvulaceae.
UAUUAUCACAGUCUCUAAUAUAUCUCUAUCACUAAGUGUUCAUACUACUCCAUCCGUCCCUUAAAACUUUGUCAUCUUUCCUUUUUGGGACGUCCCAAAAAACUUUGCCACUUUCCCUUUUAAUCAAUUAUUUUGUGAUUUCUGUUAUUUCUCUCUCCUCUGCACAAAUCUCAACCACACAGUUUUUACUUUAUUAUUCUCCGUGCCGGUCAACUUUGGCAAAAUUUUAAGGAACGAAGGUAGUAUAUUUUAUCUCCCUGAUCUUCUGCUUAUUUCCUUCCAUUUUAUAGCAGAUUCAAAAUAGUCGACCUUUUUGACCCUUUUCCGUAAAAAAUCAUUUUCGAACUUCGGUUCUUCCCGAACUGAACAAGCCAGCGUAAUCGUGUUUCUUCAUUACCACACAUUUCCAUCUGAUGAAUACAAUGUAACCAUCGUCUCCAUGCCACAUCCUAUCCAUCUCUCUUCCACCGCAGCUCCGGUCAGUCCUCAACUCCCCGCCCCACCAUCCAAACUCCACCACCUCCCUCCUCCGCCUCCUCUCCCGGCUUCCUCCGAACCCACUCGCCGUGUAAUUUCCUUCGUUCCGAAUCCCAAACCAUCUAAAGCCACCGCACCAGUCAAUACUCAACUUCAAGAAAAUCUCCUCUACUUGGAUUCCCUUGGGAUAGACUCCUUCCGUUGUCUCGCCUCUCAUCCCCUGCUUCUCUCUGCCUCACUUCUCCAAUUCAAAUCCGUCGUCGAUUUCUUGUACACCCUCGACAUCAGUAUACGCGAAAUCCGCCGUGCGGUACACAUGUGCCCGGAAAUCCUAACUGCCUCCGUCCCGCGUACUUUACGCCCCGCGGUUAUUUUCCUGCUCCACGAGGCUGGAGUGGAAGGACGGAACCUUCCCGGCGUCAUACACGGCCGGCCGCGGCUUCUUACCUGCAGCGUGGAGGAGCAACUCCGUCCGGCUCUCUUUUUCCUGCAAAGUGAUGUUGGAAUCAAGGAUGUUAGCAGAUGGACGGCCUUGCUUUCGUGUUCUGUGGAGUCCAAAUUCAUGCCCAGGCUCGACUACUUUCAGAAGCUAGGGUUUUCGAAAGGAGAGGCCAUAUUAAUGUUCAGGAGGUUCCCUUCCUUGUUCUGCUACAGUAUUGAAGAGAAUAUGGAACCGAAAUUCAAUUACUUUAUGGUGGAAACGGGGAGGGAGUUGAAGGAACUGAUUGAUUUCCCUCAAUACUUCUCCUAUAGCUUAGAAAAGAGGAUAAAACCUAGGCAUCAAACAUGCAAGGAGAAAGGGCUGUGUUGGUCCUUGCCUUUCAUGCUGAAAUCGUCAGAGGUGCUAUUUCAGGAGAGAUUGCAGGUGUGCUGUAAUUCAUCUAUGCCGGUGAGAUCUUCACCUUUGUGGUGUGCCGGAAUCUGAUCAUAGGUAAAGAUAUAUAAUUUCCUAUCCAAUUGUUCAUUUCCAUGUAUAUGUUAUUGCGGCAGAAUCACAUUUUGUCACUCUAAGAGCCCUUCCUGUCUUCCUAUGUAUUGUUGAUGUAUGUUGGAAUGCUCUGGUUUAAAAUUAGUUUCACUGCUUCAUUUAACUUCUCAUGUAUAUUGAUCAAUGAAUGUUGAAUAAUAUUGGUGGAAUGCAUGAAUCUUUCUUUCUUAUUUCAAUAA